UUAUCUUAGAUAGAUUUCCUCGGGUCGCUAUUUUAAAACUUAUUUGCUUGAAUUGGAAAGAAAAAAGAAAAAAUAUUUCAUAUGGACAGAUAGAAUGGCCUUAGCUAAUGUUCUACACGAAGAAUUGGGUGUACAUCCUUUAACCUUGAAAGAUCUUCGUAGAGCUUGCCCUCAGCAUAAUGAUGAUUGUCAGUGCGAGGAAUCGGAAGAUCUUGCAUAUGCAAUGAAGAAAAUUUUACAACGCGGAACUUUUCAUGAAAGUGGAUGGCUAUUAGUUGACCUACCAAGAACGAAGAGAGAGGCACAAAUAUUCCAGCGUACCGGAAUAAUACCGACGCAUGUGAUACAACUUAUAGUUUCAGAUGACAAUGAAAACUGGGGAAAUAUUUGCACAGAUGCAUUCGCUUGCCGUGAAACAUGCAAUCCUACAGACACAGAGAAAAAUAUAAAAAAUCGUCGUUACUUGAAAAAUUGUCGGGGCUUAUUGGAAGCGUACAGGCAUUGUUUAAUAGCAGUUGAGGUAGGUAUCAGGUCCAUCGACGAACUUGGGAAAGAUUGUGCAAAACUGGCAAAAACAAGGAAACAUUGUGGAGCACCGUCGCUUUUUCGCAUUGCGCUUAUUGGAUUCAGGGGAUCUGGUUGCACUACAUUAGCAAAAUAUUUGGCCGAACGAUUCAAUCUUGUUCAUAUUGAUUACGAUUAUAUCGCAGAACAGGCGCGCUUACAACAGAAUCCUUUGGGAGAAAUGCUUCGAUUGUUCGAGUACAAAUGGGGAGAAAGACCCAAGCCUGAAAUUAGGAUUCAAAUCGUCGAAAAACACAUAUCCGGGUAUGAGUGUUUGAAAAGGGGUUGGGUUUUAACUGGAUAUCCAAAAACUGUAGAAGAUUUUAAACUAUUAGAUUUGAAUCCUACGCCUCCAAAUAGAGUAAUAUUUGUGGAAGCGAGUGGUGAUAUUUGCAGAGAAAGGCUGCUUAAUCGUAGAUACAAUAUUGUCACUGGAAGCAAGCACAUUUUGUCGACAGCGAAUUACGCCGUUAACGAUGAUUGCAAAUUAGGUGUACAUCCCAGAGAUUUCAGACUAAUCGUAGAACGAGAUCUUCAAGAGUACGAAGAGAAUGUGAUCGGCAUGAUGCAGUAUGCAGGUGAAUCCGCGAUAAAAAUCGAUGGAAACGAGGAAGAAAGGAUCGUCCGAGAAAAGGUAGAAGCAAGUAUAAUGCGUCCAGUUCCACCCUGGUAUUCGAGGGUGCCAAGACCAUCGCCUGUGAUCGAUCCCAUGAGCAACGAAUUUGACCCGGAUGACGAGCCCGACUCCAGCGUGUUUGAUAAUAUACGUGCCCCCGAGCCGACGUAUACUUUUAUCUAACUUAUAGCUGUCGACCCUACCUCACCUUCCGUAAGGGUAGAAAACGGGAUACUUCUAGUGCAUCCUGUUAUCCUAGUACGCAGAGCAUCUUAUUUCCACAACAUCACACCAUUUGUAUGAUGCCAUGUAUGGAUUUCUUAAUACGUAUAACUACUUUUAUUACUUUCGUUGUUUAAAUUACGAUGGAAAGAAUUAUCGGUAUAAGUAAAUUUCGAUAGAAAAUUUGAGAAAUACAGCUACUUGCUUGCAUUUCCUUGCAAUAAUCUUUAUGCUAAUAAACUUUAGCGACAUCCUUCAAUAUUAUUAUUUGCUCUGCGAGUAGUAGGAUCAACGAUUACGUAGACUGUAGACGAUACGUCAACCUGUUUGCUUGGGAAUCGCAUCGCGGAUAGUAUAUCGAUGUGGAAGUGAACAGUGUUUCGUCAAGAAAAGAAUACAGUAUAUAGUUGAAUUAAGGAUAUCACGCGCCUACAUUAACAAGGAUAAUUGCCUCAAACGCGAAGCAUAUUUCCGGAUCAAGGGUGUAUAGAGUGGGAUAGGUCGCAACACGAUUGCAGAAUGUACGCAGGACUUGCUACGAACGAUGAAAUCCUGCUUACUUUGCCCAGCAGUUACUAAGACCUUUGCCAUUUUCAGGAGAAAUUUGCCAAAUUGCGUACUUGAUGUCUUUAUCUUGAUAUCGGGAGAAUGUGACGCAUGUGUUCUACAUAU
Molecule: messenger RNA, 2074 nt
Organism: Bombus pyrosoma
Lineage: Eukaryota; Metazoa; Arthropoda; Insecta; Hymenoptera; Apidae
Product: adenylate kinase 8
Exons: 9
Coding region: 95-1363 (422 amino acids)
Biological process (GO): nucleoside triphosphate biosynthetic process
Cellular component (GO): cytoplasm
Molecular function (GO): AMP kinase activity; nucleoside diphosphate kinase activity; ATP binding
Source: RefSeq, a predicted model, not a curated record